UGUGUACUGUAUGUUGUCUGCUAGUGUAGUCCUUUGCUGUUUGUGUGUCCCGUCUUCCAUUCAUCCCCAAAAUAAACAAUUAUAUAAUCUGAGUGAAAAAGGAAAAAAAAAGAAUGAAAGACAAAAGGAAAAAGAAGGACCGCACUUGGGCUGAGGCGGCCCGUUUGGUUCUGGAAAAACAUCCAAAUACACCAAUGACACCAAAGCAGAUCUUACAAGUCAUUCAGAAGGAGGGACUAAAAGAAAUGAGUGGAACCUCUCCUCUGGCCUGCCUUAAUGCCAUGCUUCACACCAAUGCUCGUGUGGAAGAUGGAGCUUUCUGUCGAAUUCCAGGAAAGAUGGGUCUUUAUGCCCUGAAAAAAGAUGAAUUGGUAAUGUCAGCAGAGGGGGUCAUUGAUUUGGAUGGCGAAUCAGAUUUAGACAGCUGCGAAAUGGCUGAAACAAAUAGCAAUGAAGAGGAAAAUGGAGUUUGUCCAGAGCAAAAACAUGUACCUGAUGAGAGUUCUUCUCCACAUAAUACAAAUUCUUCAACAACAGUUGCACAAAACAAGCUGAUAUCUUCUACUCAGCAGCAUACCAAAAAAGCACUAAAACAGGCAUUGAAGCAGCAACAGAAGAGGAGGAUUGGUGUUUCUAUGAUGAUGAACAAGGCCAUUCCGUGUGUUGUACUGACACCACUAAAAGUAUCAGAAGAACAUUCAGAAUCACCAUCUGGAUUUGAAACAAACAAUAUUGGUGAGCUGAAUGGUUCUGAUAAAGAAUUGAAAGAAGGGCCAAGAUCCUCACCAAGUCUCAUUAAGACAUCAGAUCAGCACCUGAAAAGACUGAAGAGAUCCAGCUCAGGACAGCUCAAACGGACAAGAGGAGAGGACAUUGAUGUUGAGACCCCAGGUUCUAUCCUGGUGAACACUAAUCUGCGAGCUUUAAUAAACAAGCACACGUUUGCCUCUCUACCACAUCAUUUUCAACAACAGCUCCUGAUUUUACUACCAGAAGUAGAUAGGCAGAUUGGUUGCGAUGGCGUUUCUCGCCUCAGUGCUUCAGCCCUGAAUAAUGAAUUCUUUGCUUAUGCGGCACAAGGUUGGAAGGAACGAUUAGCAGAAGGUGAAUUUACUCCUGAAAUGCAAUUACGUAUUCGACAAGAAAUUGAAAAGGAAAAGAAGGUUGAACAAUGGAAGGAAAAAUUCUUUGAACAAUAUUAUGGAGAAAAGUUGGGAAUAACACAAGAAGAAGCAAUGAAGCUGGAAUCAGUAAAACAUUCUUUAGAAAAUCAAGACAGCUCUUCAUUUUCACCACAAAGCAUCAUAUCAGAGCCUUGUCAGAUCACAUCUGAUAGUAAAUGUGAAAGUAAAGUAAAUCUUGUGCCUUAUUCAGAUCUACAUCAAACACAAUGCAUCAUACAGCAAACCCCAGCCAAAGAAUCAUCCAAAACUGCAAAAGAAGAGGAUAUGCUAAUAUCCUUGUGCUCAGAUAUUACCUCAGAUGAAUCUGUUAUUCAGGAAGAGAUAGCUGAAGAAGUUGAACCGACUAUUUGUGGAAGUCAUGAUGAAAGCAAACCUAUCCAGUCUAAUAUGUCUGAUAUUGAUCAGUCGUGUUUGCUUAGUCCUGACAAAACAGAACAAGUAGUGUUGACAGAUGAUUUGAAGUCUGAUCUAAGUACUCAAAGUAUCAAGGAGCUUGAGUUACAAUCUGAGCACACUAUAGAUCCACAGGCACCUUCCCUGGAGAUAUCUGGCAUUUCUUUCCAACUGCUUUCUUCUACUUCUACAUCCUCUCAGUUGUCUGAUUCCUUUGAUGCAUCUAAUAGUGACAUAUGUGAGCCAACGCCUAAUGCAAGUAAUGAAGAGAGUACCAUAGAACACACUUAUGCUGAGGAGCUCAAGGCCUUCACUGAUAAUCCCAAUUCUCCAGGAGGGAAUACACAGUGCACAUCCCAACAUCCCCUCACUUCUACAUGCUCUGAAGCCUCUAUAUUGUCUGAGCCUUCCGAAACUGAGAAUAUAGACUCUGAAAACCAUCUCAGGAUAUUGCAGGACAUCCCUCAGCCACCACCACGGACAUCAACACCUUCAGACUUUCCCACAUUAUCUUCUGAGGGAUUUAGAAAAGAUAAUAAAGACCUUGAGUUUCACAAGAGAAAACCACCGGAACAGCACAUUCUGGAGAUUUGUCAUGAGAAAAGACCUAGAAUUGAAAAUGACCAGACCAUUUCUACUCUGUCCAACAGAUCUCAAAGUGAAAAAGAAAUACCUUCUAAAGAAGAGCCAAAGGUUCCACCAAUCAAGAUUCACUUAUCAAGGAUUAAACUUCCUUUUGUUGUCCAGAGUCAGCCAUCCUACCAGAUAUGUCCAAAGUCAUCCUCCAGUAUGGCACUGGGUGGAGGAAGGAACACUGGUGCUAGGACCCUUGCGGAUAUCAAGGCCAGAGCACAGCAGGCUCGAGCUCAGAGAGAGGCGGCGGCAGCCGCUGCAGCUGGCCCAGUUGGAGAUGGAGGGAUCAGUGUCGCAGGAGCAACCGGAGGGCAGACCAGAACAUUGGCAGAUAUUAAAGCACAAACAAAAGCAAAGUUACUUGCCAAACAUCAGGCCAGAACGCAAUUACUGCAAUUAGAUGAGCAAACCUCUUGUAAGCAAGGCAGGGCCACAGCAGGAGGUGUACUGGAUGCCAAUGUUGUAAAGAGUGAAGAGGUUGUUAAAGCAGAUAACAUUACAUCAAGGUAUUGUACUGAAACUACCCCAGCACUCAAAAGUGAUGACAAUGUCAAUGCGUCAGAUUGUACCAUCAAAAGUGCUAUUCAUUACUCCUCUGAUAUUGCUACAGUGACAAACAUUCCUCACUCUACAGCAUCCAGCUGUGUAAAAAAUGCUACAAAGUUACACUGUACUGAUGAUAUUGCAGUACCAAGUUCUGUUGGUCUUGUUACGGUUGCCUCUACUGACAAUAUUAUUGCGCCCAGCUCCAAUGACAAGGAAAAACGUCCUCACAUUAUCAACAAAGAGAAUUGUGCUAACAGUGCUUCUGUGCCAAGGUAUGCUGAUAAAAGUGCAAUGCCAAGCACUGCUGAUGGGAUUUUCAUACCAAGCAGUGCCGCCAGCAGCACAAAGCUAAACUGCACUGAAAUUGAAACUGAAAUUACUGUAUCAAGUUCUAAUGGUUCUAGUAAUAAUAAAGAUUCACCAUCUUCUGAAGGCAGGGCUUCCAAAUUUCAGACUGUACUUAAUACAUCCGCACAAUGUUUGCCUGUCAAUGCUGUCCUGGCAAUGUAUUGCACCAGCGAUGUUUCUUCUGGCAAAAUUUCUUCUCCAAGCUGUGGUGAAGACAGCACAUCUCUAAGCAAUAAUGAAAAUGUAGUUGAAAGCAGUGAAGAUGCCUUUGAGAAUCCCUCUGUUGUUAACACCACAUUAUCCAGCUCCAUUGCCAGUACAGGCAUUUUGAAUUUCAACACAGCAAUUAUUUUGAACUCUGCCAGCAAUAUCCACAUGCCAACCAAUUUCAGUGUUACAGCCAAAUCAAAUUCAGCAGAUCACUCACUGGAUCUGGGAUCUGCAGCAAUAAAAAAGAUAGAAAUUGGUGCUCCAAGUGCCCAGCUGUUGAGCUCUUUGAAACCUGUUAUCAGUACAGAAGGGACCUCUAAGACUGACAUUGGUUACACUGUAAUUAAUUCACAUACAACAGAAACUUACAUGUCAAAUUUAGGUAUGGAUCCACAGACUGAAAUGGUUAAAACAGAAAAUGCCUUGAAUUCUCAUAUGCAAUCUCAGGAACUUGUUAGUAACUGCACUGAAACUGACCCUGAAAGUCAGUCAGUGAACAAUGGCAGAAACAAUGAUUCUACAGCGAUAACAGAACAAGAGAAUCACAGUGCACCACAAUCUGCUAAAGAUUCAAAAGUAUCUACACUUCUGCAUGGAACAACAAGCACUACUGGUCUACAAUUUGAGUUUAAUGAUCUUGAACAUCACUGUUUUUCAAUUAAAACCUCAACAGAUUUUGAAGAAGUGAUUGGUAAUAACCAGGAGCAAAAGAUCUCAAACCAAAGUAAAUCAAGCUAUCAUGCUGGUGAAAAUAUUCAGGAACUGGUGGGCUACAAUGGCAAAUGCCACAGCUUGGAUAAAUAUAAUGAAUAUGAUGAUGGUAUAGUGAAGAGUGACAAAUUAGAUACUUAUACCAAUCCUGAUGAAUCCACAGACACAAAACAAAGAAAUUUGGAAUCUGUUAACACUUUUGCUGAGGCAGAAGCUAACCAGUCUGGGGAAAAGGAAGAAAAUCUGUCCAAUAUGAAUGACUCUGAAACUAAUCAUGGGGAGCACCUGGAAGAAAUUGAAGCUACAGAAAUUGCCAUUCAUCCCAGAAUCAAUCCAUUAGUGGGCAACUUGCAAACAACAAGCUCUAAAAUAGCUUUUGGCACAAACCAAUCUCAGGCAUUUACAUUAUCAACUGUGGAAAACCAAGAAAAGGGUCCUGCUCCUGGAAGCACUAAUCGUCAUCUUUCAUCAGUCGAAGCCAAUAACCCUCUUGUGACACAGUUGCUGCAAGGUAACUUGCCUCUGGAGAAAGUGUUGCCUCAGCUACGGUCAGGCACCAGGCUUGAAAUUAAUAGGCUUCCUUUGCCCUCUCGAGGCUCUGGUGAAUCGAAAAUGACUGCAGCUGAAAGGGAUGUCACCAUUAACAUUCCUCACUCUCUUUCUCAGACCUCGAAGGGGCAGACUUGGGGAACAGUAUGGGAGAUUCAGUGCAACACUCGUGACAUGCAAGUAAGGAAGAGGCAGGCUAAGUCAAUAGAGGAACACUCACAAAGCAGGUUAAAGCAAGCAAAGCAGUUCACCUCAGUAGGAGUCGAAAUGUGGUCACAGACUCCAGUCAGUAUGGAUCGGGACCAGUCAGGGCAACGGCAAACAUUAUUUAAACAAGAAUGGAUAAACAAGACUUUCAUUCAGCACAAAGUCAUUAAAAGUCCAGAGUUUAAAGAGCACAAUAAGCCAUUGUCUGCAUGUGGUUUUGAGCAGAAUUUGUUGAUAAGCAGUGGCAACAGCAACAACUUGAUUAUCACAGCCCCUACCUCACAGAAACAGCACACUCAUCAAAAGUCUCUUACUUUGAGAGGAUUAACUGAACCAGAAACCUCAAUGCAAACUAUACCACCAGCCACUCUGGGCUAUGCCACCACAAAUGCAUUAACAUUCAACCGAUCCUUAGAGCAAAGCAGCCCAGCAUUUAACACUAUAGCACAAGAAGAUACAUCAGUGGACACAGAUUUGGAAAGCACAGACGCCGUUUUCUCAAGCAGUCUUAAAAUUAAGCAAACUGAUUUCAGUUGCAGAGCAACACAGACUGUCCAGAAUAAUGCUGUGAAGCAUCCUUCUUCAUUUAGUGAAUGUGAAGCACCAUCUGAUCAAAAUAGAGGAUUAGUUACUAUGGAAACCAAUAAAAGACUGAGUUUACAUGCUACAACUGAUAAUGCGAGUGGUAUUAAAAUAGAGCAGUUCUCUGUUGAUGAUGCCUUAAGCAAAAGCUGUGCAGUGGAUGUCAAAGAUAUUUCAAAUGAUCAUUAUGAAACUAAAGAACACAUAAAGGUUUUUGGACCAACAAUGGAUGUCUUUUUAGGUAAAUUAGUAAAUGAACCUGAUUUUUCUUCUCAUCUGCCCACCGAGUCUAUUAAGCCAGCCUCACAUCUUGCCACUCAGAAACUUAUCCAGCAGCAGCAACUCUAUGGAAAUUAUUCCACAUUACGUUUCAGUGGCACUAAUUUGAAGCAAGCUGCUUCUGUUAUUGAACAGUCCAUUGGAAGUUUUCUGGGAAGUAGUGGAAAUGACACCAUUACUUUAUCUAACCAGAACACUUCAAUUCUAGCUCAUAAGUUUUCUAACAACAGUGGUGCAGAAUUAGAAUUGAAGUGCUCUUGCAGACUUAAAGCCAUGAUUAUGUGUAAAGGAUGUGGAGCCUUCUGUCAUGAUGACUGUAUAGGGCCUUCAAAGUUGUGUGUAGCUUGCUUGGUAGUAAGAUAGAGAACGGUGCCUGACCAAAAACAUUUUUUCCACAACGCAUAGUACAGUAAUAGGAAGAUUUUGUUAAUAAUUGAUCCUGCAAAAGAAUCUCAAUGGAUGUUUUGUUAACCCUUUGAGAGCUGUACCAUUGCACUACACCAGAAUUCAAGAUUACAACAUGUA
Messenger RNA from Pristis pectinata (smalltooth sawfish), 6167 nucleotides. RefSeq names its product putative Polycomb group protein ASXL3. Lineage: Eukaryota; Metazoa; Chordata; Chondrichthyes; Rhinopristiformes; Pristidae. Gene Ontology annotation, molecular function: chromatin binding; DNA binding; peroxisome proliferator activated receptor binding. Gene Ontology annotation, biological process: animal organ morphogenesis; positive regulation of transcription by RNA polymerase II. The transcript is spliced from 12 exons. The record is from RefSeq and is a predicted model, not a curated record. The coding region runs from base 114 to 6005 and encodes 1963 amino acids. Gene Ontology annotation, cellular component: PR-DUB complex.